UACAUUUUAAUUUUGUCAGUGAUUACCGUGUGCAAGUACCUGGUGUUGUUGUCGUUUACGGUCAUUAGACGUACCAGCUCUGGUCCGAGAUUACACGAGAUUUCGCGCAGUAGUGUAUUUUCAGAUUCAAUAUGGCUACAACAGCAGCCAAAUUUAACGAUAUAUACGAUCUCAAAGAGGAACUAGGAAAAGGGGCAUUUUCCAUUGUAAAAAGAUGUGUUCAGAAAACAACAAGCCUAGAAUUUGCUGCAAAAAUAAUCAACACCCGCAAACUUUCAGCCAGAGAUCACCAGAAACUAGAACGGGAAGCCAGAAUUUGUAGAGCAUUAAAACAUCCAAAUAUUGUUCGGUUACAUGACAGUAUACAAGAUGAAGGUUUCCAUUAUUUAGUGUUCGACUUGGUUACUGGGGGGGAAUUAUUUGAAGACAUAGUCGCAAGGGAAUUUUAUAGUGAAGCCGAUGCUAGCCAUUGUAUGCAGCAAAUUUUAGAAAGUGUAAAUUACUGUCAUGUCCAUGGGAUAGUCCACAGAGAUUUAAAGCCAGAAAAUUUACUGUUAGCAAGUAAAGUCAAAGGAGCUGCUGUAAAACUGGCUGAUUUUGGCCUAGCAAUAGAAGUACAGGGAGACCAGCAGGCAUGGUUUGGUUUUGCCGGAACCCCUGGUUAUUUAUCUCCAGAGGUUAUAAGAAAAGACCCUUAUGGAAAACCAGUAGAUAUAUGGGCAUGUGGUGUAAUAUUAUACAUUUUAUUGGUGGGUUAUCCCCCUUUCUGGGAUGAAGAUCAACCUCGUCUCUAUGCCCAAAUCAAAGCAGGGGCUUAUGAUUAUCCCUCACCAGAAUGGGACACAGUUACACCCGAGGCCAAGAAUCUUAUCAACAGUAUGUUAACAGUCAAUCCGGCAAAACGUAUCAAUGCCACAGAAGCUCUCAAACAUCCCUGGAUAUGUCAACGUGAGAGGGUUGCCUCAGUGGUGCAUAGACAGGAGACAGUGGACUGCCUUAAGAAAUUCAACGCUCGCAGAAAACUCAAGGGAGCUAUUCUUACCACCAUGUUGGCCACAAGAAAUUUUUCAAUGUGGAAACCAAAUGCUGGUCGAAGUCUGAUAGUGAAAAAAAAUGAUGGCAUUAAGGAAUCCACUGAUAGCCAAGCCACCAUUGAUGAUGAGGAUACAAGGGGAAAAGCUGAUAUAGACAGAGAUUCUAAAAAGAUUUUGAGCCACCAGUUGGGGGCAAUAACUCUUACUGAGCUGCAGAUUCAUGAGCAGAGUGGAUGCUCCUCACCCAAAUCACUGUGUAGAAAACAGGAAAUAAUCAAACUGACAGAACAGUUGAUUGCCGCCAUCACCAGUGGAGACUACGAAGCUUACAUGAAGUAUGUGGAUCCCUCAGUAACAUGCUUUGAGCCAGAAACCAUGGGAAAUUUGAUUGUUGGAUGGGAUUUCCACAAGUUUUACUUUGAUCAUUAUCUAUCCAAGAACAACAAGCCAUUUAACACCAGCAUACUGAACCCAUAUGUCCACCUGCUUGGAGAUGAUGCAGCCUGUAUAGCUUAUGUGAAACUUACCCAGUACAUAGAUAGUACUGGAUUACCUGCAGCAAAUAAAGCUGAAGAGACAAGAGUCUGGCAGAGAAAAGAUGGGAAAUGGCAGAAUGUUCAUCUUCAUCACUCUGGAAAUCCUUCAGCCCUCAACAAAUAGAACACAAAAUGAUUAAGGAUUUUUCCAAUUGUAUGAGAGAAUGUAUGUAUGGACAUGACAGUCCAUCAUUUUGUUUUCCCCGUGGUCAAGAUCGCCAUCAAGCGUGACUAACCAAGCUCUAUAUUGGGGUUACAAGAUUGAACACAAUGCUGACUUGCGCAUUGAGAGCCUAAUUUCAGAUGCUCAGUUCUAAAUGACAUUUUGAAGUUCUCUUAAAUUUUUUGGAGCCAAUGCUGAAGAUUGGUCACAUGUUUCCUAUCAUUAUGCUAGUGAUCACAUUGUGAUAUUUCCCUUUUCCAAUACUAUUUUUCUGUAAUGAUCUCGCAAAUUAGGAUUGCUAUGAAAUUUAAUUCAUUCUCCACUUCUGUUUGGAAUUGGCCUGUAGACCAUGGCUAUGUCCCUUUGAGGUAUGCAUUUGGCUCUAAGCACUUCAACAGUGUUUAGCAUGCUAUGAUGUGGUGUCCAAAUUUCACCACAUUACUUGGGGACUAUGGUUUACAUUUUUCUAGCUUUUAUGCAUGAAGAAAAACACAAUAUUAUUUUUAUAAUUAAGGGUAGUGUUUUAUGGUAGUGGCAAUGUAUUCAAUAAUCUUCAAGUAGCUAAAUUGUUAGUUACUAAAUUAAUAUUUUUUUCUGUACACUUUGCAAUUCAAAAAAAAAAAUUUGAUUGUUGUGGAUGUUUUACAUGGUUUAGAAAGCAUCAGUAGUUUUUCAUUAUAUUAGUAUCAACCUUUAUUUACAUUUAGUUUUGUGUUUAAUAUGAUAUUGUUUUUUCCUAUUAGUAGCAUUUUGUAUAAUAUCCUUUAUCAAGAGUUGUUGAAUAAAUGGCGUAGAGUUUUGAAUCUGCGUUUGAUGUUAACAUUCACAAUUUGUGCCAUUUUUCAUUGCAUACAAUUUAUCAGAUUUGUCAUUUAGAGAUAGGAGUGUGUUUGAAAAUCCCCAAAUAAUUUUUAAAAAAUUAUCAAACUACAGUAUCAAAGAAAAAUGCUUUACCAGAAAGUGACCUGAGGCUGUAAAGAUGCAUUGUGGUGUCACCAGUACUAUGUUGGUACUAAAAUCGAGAGAAACCGAUAGUAACAUGUCAUAAGGUUUAAAAGAUUGACCACUUCCCUAUUAGCUUUCAGCUUGUAAAAAUUGAUCAUCCACUGAAUAAACAUCAAAUUAACUACUGCCUGUAUUUACGGGUAAGGAAGACAUGAAACAGAAGAUGUGAAAUGUGAUAGCAUUUUAUUUGGUAUUUGAUGCAUUAAAUCUUGUGUACCAGAUUAAUUAUUUGGGGAGUUUUUAUGUAUUGUUUCCUGGUGAAAAGAAAUGCUGUAAUAAUGACCAAGAUUGUUUCAAGUCCCCAUUUGUGGUUGAACUAAGCUGUGCAAUAUACAUGUUAGGCCUCAUAUGUUACAUGUGAAAUAUGAUAUUCAAUUUAUUGUUUGUACAAGUUUUCAUGUAUUCCAGUUUGUUUGAAGUGAUAUUAUUUGUCCUUCACUGUGACACAUGUACCAAAUCUAGUGGUAUUUACAUGUACUGCUCUGAAAGUUAUUGUAUUCAUUGGGGGAGGGGCAAUGAAAAUAAACACAUUUUAGAUCAAGUAAGCUUUUGUAAAGCUAUGAGAGAGGGAGUAAAAAAAUCAUAGAUACUUAGAUGAAAUAUCAUUUUGAUGUUUAUUAAAACUACCAAGCAAACAAAACAGGUAAAGUAACUUGUGAAUGAUAACUAAACCUCACAAAGGAAAAAUCAGCCAAAUAUUUUUAAGACUUAUUACACACACACAAAUAUAUUUCUAUAUUCACCAAUAGGUCACUUUUUUUUUUAGGUUGUUAAGCUUGACUCAUAUGAAACAUAGAAAAUUUGAUUAGACUUUACAUUAUUGUGGAAAUUCUUGUUUCAAAUAAAGAGGCAUAAAAUUUUCUGUAAAAACAGUCAUUAAAAUUGAUUAAUGAGACAAAUGAUCGGCUGAUAUAAAUGUAUUACAGUGAAACUUCUCAAUAUUGCGGCCCCCCCCCCCCCCCCUUCCCCCUCCCAAUAACAGACUCCUCUCAAAAUUAUAUUCCUAAUACAGAAAUUCUCUAAAUACCACCCUUGAAACCCUGACAUCUGUCAGAUUUUUGAAGAAGAAAAAAAUUACCUUUAACAAAAAUAGAUAAACCCUGCCACAGUUAAUGAUUUUGUAAGACGCCACACAGGUAGAUGUUAAUUACCGACAGUUUAGUUGAAUAAAAUUAAUAAGCAACAAGGGUAAUGUGUUUGAAUUGUUUUCUUAUAUAUAGGUUCCUUAUGGCAUUAUCUUACGAUUUCAUAACGUGAUCUGUGACAUUGUUACAUGAUUAUGUCGUGGGGCCAGAAUAUGGUGUCAAAUUUUUCCAUAGGAAUAUAGAUUGAAAAGAAAUCUUUUAAAAAUCACAACAGCAGAGCCAAGGUGACUCAAGUGAGUGAUUUGGCCCAUGGACCUCUUGUUAGUGCGUACAUUUUUAGGUAAGUUAAGGUGGAAAAUUAAUUCAGAAAUUGAAUUUAGAUAUUUAUUUUGACUGCUCUAUGCAAUCAAGAGUGAAUAAAAAGUACAAUACCAGUUACUGUAAAUUAGAAUCUUGUCUUGCAGCACAAGUACAUUAUUAAUUAUAUGUAUUUAUGCAUCAGCAUUUCAAACCCAACAUCAAAGUGAACAGUACCCAUCCUGCAUUAUCUAAUUUUUUAAAAAGCUUUUGUGCACUUAAAGUAACUGACAGUAGGCAAAUUAAAGAAUUCCAUAUAGACAAAUUAUUUCGAGGAAACGUAGAUAAUUUUGAAAGUGAAGUUUAAUAUAGUUUUAUGAAAAGCGUAAGCUGUAAAAUGAAUGUUUUGGGAUUUUUUUUUUAAUUGCAUGUGUUAGAAAUCUUUGUUAGUAAGUCGAUAAUCACCAACAGCUAAUUUUCAAUAAACUGACCUUUUUUUUUCAGUCCGACAGCUGGCAGGUAUUGAGGAGUUUCACUGUACAGGAUCUUUCUUGAACAACAUUUAAACAUUAAAAGCAACAUUUAAACAUUAAAAGCAAAGUAGGUAAAUUCAUUUUUUAAAGUAUUUCGGAGUGAAAAUAUUCAUCAAGAAACUCUCGCAACACUGCCAUUCACUAGCUUUUGGUAUCCAAGUGUGUUUGACUAAAAUAAAACUUUUUUGAUCAGUAAUAGAAGUUUUACCACAGCAUUUGUUUUUUGUGCAAGUGUUUUAGAUCUUUAAUAUGUUUUGGUGUGAUUUUAAUAGUGUGAUGAUUGUAUCCUCUACAGCUGAAGUCUGUAAAAUGUAUGACAACACUGAAAAUGGUGUAUCCAUACAACUCACAGUUGAUUUACUCAUCAUUAUUUCACUUAAAGUUUAUAGUUCACAUAUACGUGUAUAAUCAAUUCCUAAGCUGUAUUUUCUGUUUUAUUGUAUCCAUAAUUUUCUUGUAAUUUUGAAGAUAGAUGGUCUGGGAAAAUCAGUUAUAUUUUACUUAAUUUAAAAUUUGAUCGUGUAUCUGUAAAGACUUGAACUCUCGCGUGACUUCUUUUCUGUUGGAUAAAGCUAUGGGGACCCAGCUGUCCAAUCCCAUAUCUCCCUUGAAGAAAGAACUUUUGUUUAAAUGUGUGCUUUUCACCAUUUUUAUCUUCAAUUUUUCCUCAUUCCUGAUACCUUCUUGUACUUUAUAACAUCCAACUUGAAUUUUUCCUUGGGCUUUCUAUAUUUUAAUCAUGUACACAUUUAAUAGAAUAUAUAUUAUAUUUUUCUUUUCAUAUUCAAGAUUUAGUGUGUUUAUGAAUCACUUUUUAUGAAUUUACAGAAUUCUAAUGCAUUUUAUUGUGAAUUGAACGCUAUGAUGUGUAUUCCACUUAGUCAUGUUGUAAAUUCUUAACUUUUUCAAAUAAAACUUUAAUGUGACUUUGUAAUGUAGUGCUUAAAUCAUGUAAUUUUUGAAAUAAACAUUUCUUAUGAC
Ostrea edulis (European flat oyster) is the source of this 5634-nucleotide messenger RNA. Its product is annotated as calcium/calmodulin-dependent protein kinase type II delta chain-like. Lineage: Eukaryota; Metazoa; Mollusca; Bivalvia; Ostreida; Ostreidae. Bases 132 to 1694 code for a protein of 520 amino acids. The record is from RefSeq and is a predicted model, not a curated record. Gene Ontology annotation, biological process: protein phosphorylation. Gene Ontology annotation, molecular function: calmodulin binding; ATP binding; calcium/calmodulin-dependent protein kinase activity. Gene Ontology annotation, cellular component: cytoplasm; neuron projection. The transcript is spliced from 21 exons.